AAUCAAUCAAAAGGACCAAAGUUAACUAAUCUAGUGGUCCCAGAUGAUGAAAGUCUGUCCAGCCUGGAUAUUGACUCCGUGGAAAUGGCCCAGGAAACUGCUUCAGACACAAACAGUACAAUAAAAACUGGACAACAGCAAAGGACGGGAAAUGGUCCCAUAAUAAUUGGCGGGAAAGAAUACGAUGGUGUUGGCAAAGAUGUCACAACUGGUAAAAAGUAUAUGUAUAAUACAAGAACUGGAGACAAGAUCUAUGUUACAGAUGAAAUACUGAAGGGAGCUGUUGAGCAAAGAGAAAGUGUUGUGACCAGCGAUUUCAAUGAAAGGCACGGAGCCAAAAUGAGUACAUUUAAAACACCACCGAUUCGUAGGAAAACUAGCAGAACACGCUUUAGUACAACGACUAUUUGGGAAAUGAAUGUCGACCACGAUCCUGACCAUGAUGCGAAUGGCAAUGGGGAAGAUAAUGUAUUUGAUUCAGACUGUAAGAAAGCUGAUAAUGAUAUACAAAGAGAAUCCAGUUUCGUCAGAAAGCGACGUACAGGUGUUGAUUAUACCAAAGGGAAACAAAACAUUGCAUUACAAACUGGCGAUCGAAACAAAACAGAGGAUUCUGGAAUGUCUGAUAACGGAAAUAAAGACACAGGUUCAAAAAAGAAAGACAGUGCCACAAGUAUCGAAAGUAUUGAGUUAGAUAAACAUGAUAAUUUGAAGAACAACGAGGCCUUGUUGAAGCAGGCGAACACUGAAACAGAAAAAGAUGUUAAAGAUGAGACCAUUGCUUUUGCUAAGCCCGUAAAAACGGAUGACACAGAGGCAGAUAAUAACGACGAAGGAGGUCCAUCUUGUGAAGGAACUGACAAAAAGGAAGCUGCAGUUAAGACUGUCAAAUUUGUCAGACCAGUAUACAAACCACUGAAUCUAGAAAAUGUCACAUGCAAGGUUCCGAAAGGUAAGUCAGAAAAGAAGGAUUGCCUUUCGAAAGAUCCUUUCUACGCUGGAUGGGCCAAGAUAGUGGGUCGACGAGUGUCUACGAAGAAUGUAAAAAAGCCUGAUGGGCCUUCUAAAGCGGUAACCGUCCGCGAAGGACGUUCUCUGCCGGCAAAUAUCGCAGUCCCUUUGAUUUCAAACCAGCCAUCUAUAUAUAAACCGCGGAAACUUAUGACUCUGGAUAUUCCAUAAGCUUCGUGCCAAUGCUGUCGGAAAAGAAUUGAUACUGGAUCUAUGAGCACGUAAAACAUAAACAACAGUAACAAACGUACUUGUUAUACAGUAGUUUGUGUUGUUACAAGGCUUUAAUCUAAUGUUUUGUAAAAUUUUGAACUUCAAUUUUAGUUGUAUGUUAAAGAUACAUAUAUUCAAUGCCUUUGUAUACUAGUAUUCAUUUGUAUAUAUACUUUGGUUAUGACACAGGCAGUACUACUUCUGCCGGUAUUCUUUCCUGUCUCUGUAUAAAUGUUUAUGUUAUCUAUCAACAAUGUCACGCUCUGUGAUAUUAAGAAAGAAUUAACUAAUACAUACCUUCCAAAUACUCCUCGAAAAAACAUACGCACGCAAAACAAAAGAAAAACAUGCAUAUUUGCCUUUAGUUAUUAUACGAAAUUUUAUUUUUGAUUUACAAUAAAAAAUCACUACAAAGCACAAGUGAAACUGGACAUGUCGUUUGAUUAUAUUUGAGGAAGAUUACAACAUGAUCUUAAAUACAAAUAUACAGUCUCACAUCAAAAUCAUUUCACACAUAAAAUAACAACAUUGCAAUGUGUUACACUACAUCCAUGCAGGUACAUUCAUUUUGAAAGAAUAUAGAUUAUAUAAAUACACAUUUUGAUUACCGAAGUAGGAACACUUGAUGUACAAAACCAUGUUAUAAAUUAUCUGAACUUGAUGAAAAUAUAGAUAGGAAAAGCCAAGUUUUCUCGCUGUUCGUGUUCUUACUCUUACAUUUGUAGACAAAAAAACAUACAAGAGAAGAUAAUAUAUACUAUAGUUAUUAUUUAAAGACCCACCACAACUAAGUUACCAACUUUUUCUUCCAUGCAGACUUCGUGAAAAUUAUUCUGAUAAUACAGGUAUAAUACAGCUUCACAACAAGAAGACAGAUUGAUGAUUUAAAGCUCUUCCUGAGUUACUGUGCUAACAUCAUUUUUCAGUUUUUUUAUUCAGUCAAUUUCUUUUCAGUAUAUUUUAAACUUUUAAACAAUUAUCUUACCCUGUAGAAACAAGAUUAUGGUCGAAACUUAACUAAACGCAUCAAGUUUAAAUGAAACACAAACAUAUUAUUUUAUCCCAUUAUGUUUGAUAGUUUAUGAAACAAAGUUAUCGAGUUCUCACUAUUUUGUGCAAUCUACUACAUUCAAUCAAUGAAACUGCAAUUGAUUUGCCUCCUAUGUGUAACUGUCAAUAUGUAUCUGUAAAAACAAGGUAGAUAUUUGCAUUUGUCAUAUUUAUGCAAAUCUUGAAUAAUUACCAUCAUGGAAACACAAAGGAAUACAGUCAUUCUGUAGUGGGUCUUAAAGUCUUAGCAUGUCAGCAUCUGUCACUGGAAUUGCGAUCGAACUGAACGUGCUAGAAUAGUUACUUCCUUUUUUCUGUAAGUUUUCGUGACGUGAGCAAGUAUGUUAAGGAGGUAGGUUACCUUGUUACCAGGGUAAAUUCAAAUUAGUUUAACCGCAGCAAUUUUUUGUAUUUCGUGUAAUUUAAUGUUUUGACUGUUAUAAUCUCAAUUUCUUUUAUCUCUGGCCCUUCAAGUACAAUUUUUAUACAGGUUCGAAGAACAUGGCCCUCUAAAGGUAUUUUAUAUAGAAAGUAGAAGGAAAAUACGUAUAUUUAACAGUUUUAAGUGCAUUUUGGUUUUAUUGUUAUCCGUAGAAGUCUGCAUUAUUAAUAUUUUUUAUAGUAUGCGCGUUAGCUUUCUAAUAUAAGCUUGAAAUACAUAUGUCGCGGGCUCGUGUUUCCAUGGUAACGCAUUUUCUCUCAUUUUUAAACAACUAUGUAUGAAAACGUGUUUUUCGACGGCUUCAGUGGCAUUCUGUUAAUGACCAACAUGGAAUAGCACUUUACAUGGUACCCUAUUUUUCUUAAAGUUUAAAGUAACCAUGGCAACAGAUAUGUUUAAAAUAACUUAUAUCUUGCUGUUUAUCAUACUUUCUUUCUUGUUAAUGUAGCUUUAAAACAUUUUAAUUCUAACGUAAGUAAUAUUUUCGUGUUAUUUACAAAUUUCACAGCUUAAGAUACUUACAGCAGCACCCCUCGUCUGACAUUUUUUUAUGGAAAAAUCGUUCUGCAUGCUGCUAUUGUUAUUAUGGACAUUGUUGAAAUGAAAAUAAAAUGCCGAAGCUGUGUUCCUUAAAUAGAUCAGUAUCAAAGCUUUUGAAUUUUACAUUUAGAUAUAUAGGGUACGGGCUUCGUUUCCAUGGUAACAUCAUUUUAAUUCAAGAAACCACAAUUUUCUAGUGAAAUUUGGACAAUUUUAGGGCUUAGUUUUAAUAUAUAAGUAACUAAUUAUCAACGGAAACUGAAAAAUAGGUAUUAGAAAUCAAACUGCCCAAUCUUUAUUUGAAAAUGGCCGUAUUAAUUAACCUUUCACCCAGCUAUAUUCCCAAUAACAUUGGUUACCAUCAUCCAUUUUCUUACAUUCCGCAUAACAUUUCAAAAUAGCUACAAUGUAUAUAAAAGAAGCAAAAUACUUUCAAAAUAAAAGCUAUUUAUUUUGCGCGGUAACUGACACGUAACGUCAUGACGUCAAUGACGUCAUUUUAAAGCAACAAUGUUUUGAAGCGUUUCUGCGACAAUUUAUUAAUUAUUUCUGCAUUAUUAAACCAUUAAGCAUCAGAUCGGAGACAGGUUCAUGAUUUUUUUUCUAAAGAAUGGUUAUACGAACACAUUUGGUUUGUCGUAAACGUCGUCGUAAAUCAUCACAUUAGCUUCCGGUUGGACAUGUGCACAUACACAUAUGAAGGUAACCUACCUCCUUAAGUGUAAUUUCAUUCCUUUGAUAAUAUAUGACGAAGAUAACAACAUGAUAAUUAUUAUUCAAAAAUAUACGGUCUCACAUCAAAAUCAUUUCACACAUAACAUAACAUCAUUGAAAUUUAUUGCAUUUACAUUCAUUUUAUAAAAUAUAUAUCACAUCAAUUUUGGUUACUGAAGUAGAAACAAUUAUUA
Molecule: messenger RNA, 4164 nt
Organism: Mercenaria mercenaria
Lineage: Eukaryota; Metazoa; Mollusca; Bivalvia; Venerida; Veneridae
Exons: 2
Coding region: 85-1182 (365 amino acids)
Source: RefSeq, a predicted model, not a curated record